UUAAAUUCCCGCGCUCAUAGUAAACAACUGGCUAGCACAGGUUUUUUCAUGGUCGUCGAUACAGUUUUGUGAAGCUCUUCUAUAGGUUCACGAGAAAACGAUCUAGUAGUUUGUUGUUUUUAAAGCAGCGGUUGAGGCUGUUAUUUGAAUUCAAGCUUUAAAGAUCUGUGAGAAUUAAAUAUAAUCGAUUUCAAAUAGAACACGAAAUCAUCCCAGUAUACUUUGCCAGAAUCAUCUGUAAUCAUGAGUCACGGUGGAUUGUUAACUGUAGGCUGCAUUGCCGAUAUAAUGCGAGGUAGUGAAUUGGAACAGCCAGUUGUUCAAAUUCUGGGCUCAAAACGAAUUGCCGGUGGAGGUGAGCAGUCGGAACGUUAUCGAUUACUGAUCUCUGACGGCCAGAAUUUAUACAGUUUUGCCAUGUUGGCCACACAGUUGAAUGAAUUACACCAGAACGGUCAACUAGCCGAAUUCACAGUUAUUCGUAUCAAUCGCUACAUUACGUCGGUCGUGAACCGUGGUGAGCGCGGUGAGAAACGUGUGCUGAUCAUCUUGGAGCUUUCUAUAGUAAAACCGGGCGCAUCGAUCGGCGAAAAAAUUGGUAAUCCGCAACAAUUGGUCGACGGUGCUGCGGCCAGCAGUGCAACAACCGUUCCCGCUAGAACCGAGUCCGCUGGAACUAUUAGUAACGGAUCCGGUUAUCAAAAUCGUUCAUUGAAUGUGAGCAGCACAACCUCCGGCGGUAACAUGUCUCUGAACGAAACGUUAACUCAUCCCAUCAGUUCACUUAGUCCUUACCAAAACAAAUGGGUAAUUAAGGCACGUGUUAUGUCAAAAUCUGCUAUACGCAGUUGGAGUAAUGCUAAGGGAGAAGGAAAACUUUUUUCGAUGGAUAUAAUGGAUGAGUCCGGUGAAAUUCGCGUUACAGCUUUUAAAGAGCAGUGCGACAAAUACUAUGAUAUGAUUGAAGUCGAUAAAGUCUAUUAUAUCACCAAAUGCCAGUUGAAGCCGGCCAAUAAACAAUAUUCGACACUAAAGAAUGACUACGAAAUGACAAUGACACACGACACAAUAGUGCAAGAGUGCAAAGACGUCGGUAGUUCCUUGCCGGAAAUUCACUACAAUUUUGUACCCAUUUCACAAAUCGCUAACAUGGAACCGAAUGCUAUGAUUGACGUGAUCGGUAUCUGCAAAGAAGCCAGUGAAGUUGUACAGUUUACUGCCAAAACCUCUGGCCGAGAGUUGAAGAAACGAGAAGUUACGAUGGUUGAUUCGAGCAACGCAGCUGUCCAGUUGACACUUUGGGGAGAAGAUGCUCAAACAUUCCCCACGGCCACAAAUCCGGUUGUACUAGUGAAAGGAGCACGUGUAUCUGAAUUUGGUGGUGGUAAAUCGAUCGGUCUGGUCGGUGGUAGUGUGAUGAAACUAAACCCUGACAUUGAAGCGGCUCAUAAAGUUCGCGGAUGGUACGACAACGGUGGUGGCGACAAUGUAACAAGUAGCGUAUCAACCCGCACAGGCGCUGGCGCCGGCGCCGGUUACGUUACCGAAUGGAUUACGUUCCACGAGGCUAAAGAGAGAAAUUUGGGUAAUGGUGAUAAACCUGAUUAUUUCCAAGCGAAGGCGCUAAUUCAUAACAUCAAAUCUGGAAAUGCGGUUUACAAGGCCUGCCCCCAACCGGAGUGCAACAAAAAAGUGAUUGAUCAAGAAAAUGGCCAAUAUCGAUGCGAGAAGUGUAAUGCCGAUUUCCCCAAUUUCAAGUAUCGACUACUGGUGAAUAUGUUGGUUGGAGAUUGGACCUCGAAUCGGUGGGUCACUAUAUUCACGGAUCUGGCAGAACAAAUGCUUGGCAAGUCCUCACAGGAAAUUGGCGAUGCACUUGAAUUCAACAAGGAGGAAGCAGAGCAAAUUUUCUCAGCAAUCAACUUUAAAAACUACGUUUUCAAGCUGCGAACCAAGGUCGAAUUUUUCGGUGACACGGCUCGAAACAAAACUACGGCUGUCGACGCAAAACCGCUCAACCACAAGGAGUACAAUGCCUAUCUGGUUAAGAAUAUUCAGGAAUUGACUGGUAUUGGUAAGAACUAAGGGUAGUGCAGAAUUAAGAAGUGAACUUGUUUUGUCAUUCUAAUGUUAUUUGUAUUACAAUAAUCACACCAUCUUUAUUCAAAUAAACUAUCACUGUUUGAUAUGUUAAAAACUCACAA
This is a messenger RNA of Malaya genurostris, 2204 nucleotides long. It is a transcript of the gene RpA-70, whose product is annotated as replication protein A 70 kDa DNA-binding subunit. Gene Ontology annotation, biological process: DNA recombination; DNA replication; DNA repair. NCBI's taxonomy places the organism in Eukaryota, Metazoa, Arthropoda, Insecta, Diptera, Culicidae. Gene Ontology annotation, molecular function: DNA binding. Gene Ontology annotation, cellular component: nucleus. The transcript is spliced from 4 exons. The record is from RefSeq and is a predicted model, not a curated record. The coding region runs from base 244 to 2085 and encodes 613 amino acids.